Boleophthalmus pectinirostris (great blue-spotted mudskipper) is the source of this 5151-nucleotide messenger RNA. RefSeq lists its product as uncharacterized. Lineage: Eukaryota; Metazoa; Chordata; Actinopteri; Gobiiformes; Gobiidae. The coding region runs from base 2976 to 4130 and encodes 384 amino acids. The record is from RefSeq and is a predicted model, not a curated record. The transcript is spliced from 4 exons. Gene Ontology annotation, biological process: inflammatory response; toll-like receptor signaling pathway; immune response. Gene Ontology annotation, molecular function: transmembrane signaling receptor activity. Gene Ontology annotation, cellular component: membrane.
UGCCACCCUCUCCAGCAUCAGCCAUUUCACACGGGGCUUAAAUAGUGCAGUUAGUUCUUGGGAUCUUUUUAGACAGUACGAGGAAUAUUCAGUUAUCAUAAAAGAAAUUUAUAAAUAAAUGUUAUUCUAGAACACACAAUGAAUACAGGAAUAGGUACAAAAAACUAGUGUGUGUGUCACCCAACCUUAGUUCAAAUCCAUAUUCUGAUCCACUCUGCCUGUAAAAAUGUGCUGAUAUUUCAGGAUCCUGAUCUGUGCACAUUAAAAUAAAUGCGUCUGUAGCUGUCCAUGAAUGACGGGUGGAUGCAUCAGGAACAGGUACUAAACAGGUCCUUCUGAUGUGAUGAUCUCAGUAUAUGUGUACCUCACAGGGAGCUCCGGGGGGCGUCUGUGGUGCCGUACCAGCCUCCUUCAGUCUACAACGGUAAAGCGCUCCAGUCACUCACCGCCGCCAACGAGGAGAGCCUGAGGUCCUGGGACGCCGGCGUGUUUAGUGACAUGGACAUCCCCGACCAGCUCCGCCUCAUCGUGCACAAUGAAGACACCUACAGGCAGGCCAUCGCCAUCAUCAACAAAGUCUCACAAACCAAAGUGUGGAUAAAACCACUCUGGAAACGUGUCCUGGUUUACAUGGCAGGGGUCUUAUUCAUCCCGUCCUGGUAUGGAAUACAUACAUUUUUAAUUGUGUUAUUAUCUUCUCCUGGGACGAUAAUUCCCACACUACCUCUUGGAUUUAUGUUCACUAGCUUUACACUUAUAUUUACUGUCCCUUUGGGGAUUUUCAUUCAGCUCUGUCUCUGGAGAUGGGAUGACGACCAGAACAUAGUGAGGGAGAUGCAGAAAGCUGUAGGCCAAGCAAAUGUUUUCAUGUCAAAGGAGAAGGUCUUGAUGGGUUGUCGGUCCAAUUCCAAGAUCUACCUGGUGUAUGUUUCGCUGGACAGAUGCAGACAGGUGUUUGAGGAGACUUUUUCAGAGAGGGCCUGCUCUGAAGACAUGUUUAACCGAGCACUCUUGUUCUUCUCUUCGGGCUACACAUGUUGUCUCGCUAAAAAACACUUCCCCUUCGACACACCGGUCUCUAGUGGCCACCUGCCCAGAACUGUGUGCUUCUGUCAGUAUGUCCGUCACCAACUGGACAAAGGACAGUGGCUGGACCAGUGAAGCCUCCUCAGAUACAGUAUGUGUGAACAGGCACAGAUACAUGGAUGUGCUACUAGUGAAAAGAAAACAACAUUUUUAAUAAUCGUGCUCCACCUCCUGUAAAAGAGUUUGUGAAAAGAAACUGAAAUCGGACAAGAGCAGCUCUAGAGGCGACGGCUCUGUGCAGUUUAGGAAAAGUGCUUUUGGACAGACUCUUUUGCUUCUGGAGCAGUUCAAACACGGACCACAGAGCAGCUCAUGUACGAGAACUUUCAAAACUGCAGCAUUUUCUAAAGCUUUAAAACAGUGACGUUCAGUGGCCAAAUAUGUCACCAUGUUUAACAAAAUGACUUUUUUUUUUAAUACUAAGGGGUUGCUGGUUUAACUCUUUAACUCUUGAUUUUGAACUUCAAAUUAACUGAAAUGAAUUGUAUGUAGUGUGAGUGUACUGAUCUUUUUAAGGAAAAUGAAUUCUUUUAACAUCAAUAAUGUUCUUGACGAUAUCAAAAUGCCAACAUCUACGUCUGUGCAGCCUUCAGAGGCUUCAAUCCAGGUAUCAUUCAUUCAUUUGGUUUUCAAAAUAAAACCAAAAAUAAGAUAAAGAAAAAAACAACUAUUUUUUUCAUUAUUUGUCUCCAGAACCAAAAUGGAAAAAAAAAAAAAAAAGAUAAUGACUGUGUCCUGUUUCCGUGACUUAAAUUGUGAUGCCGGACUGAACCAGGUCUAGACCACGUCUAAACCAGGUCUAAACCAGGACUAAACCGUUCUCAGUCCUGGUCUCAAUCCUGAUCUUGUCCCUGUCUCAGUCCUGGUGCUGGUCCCAGUCUGGUCCCAGGUCUCAGUCCUGAUUACCCAACAGUCUAUGUGGGCACAACUCCGGGCCCGUCCCGACACUUCUGGUUCAGUCUUGGUUUAGUCCAGCAUCGCAGUUUAAGUCAUGGAAACGGGAAACGGUUGUUCUCUGUUUUUUCCACUAUUCAUUUAAACACAAAAUCGAAAACUGAUAAAACGAAUCGUUAUCUGUUUUGUUCAUUUUGGUUUUGGAGACAAAUAAUAAAGAAAAUAGUAUUUUUUUCGUUUUCUUAUUUUUGGUUUUAUUUUGAAAAACAAAUGAAGGAAUGAUACACGGAUUGGCCUCAGUGGCAAUUUCCAGUAGUUGGUGACAUCACAAAGGACUGCCCCUAUUACAGCCAGCUGUUCCAGAUUACAAACACUUGGCUGAAGAGGUGGAGUUUGAAGUGUGGACACCUCUCACUCUUUCCUCUUUCACUCUCUUCUUUAGGUACUCAUCACUUUAGCAGCUCUGUUUGAAAUGUUUUGUGUUUAGUCCCACUUUAAGCGGGGCUGUGUUCAUUUACUCCUUCACAUGCUGCACUGUGGGGCUUGUUGCGUCUGUGCUGAGCAGGGGAAGUAAAAGUAAAGAAGCAGAGUAAAAGCAGAACCACACAACUGUGCCACAUUUAAAGGGAUGUUGGACUGAUCACAUCUGAAACUCACUUGAAUAAAGCACUGUCCCUUUAAGACAAACCUUUUACUCGUUUUGUCUAAACUCCGUUAGUCGUCAUUGGAGCUCGUUUGAGUCAGCCUCCACCCUCUGGGAGGAGGUACAGGAGCCUCUGUUCCUGCACCACCAGACUCAUCAGCAGCUUCAUCCUCCAGGCUGUUAGGAUGCUGAACUCUCUCCCCUCUGUAACCACCAGGUGAACAGGAAGAAGGAUUUUAUUAUUAUUUAAUUUACAAGAUUGAGAGUGAGAACAUAAUGACAGUUUUUCAUUAUCUUCAGAUGGAAAUUUGACAAUAAACUUUUUGAAUUGAAUUUGUGCUUCUGACAGAUAAUGGAGCCUGCACAUUUGACUGACAGCUCUGAUGUCCAAUCACAUCUCAUUUCUGCAUUUGUCCCGCCCACUUUGAGAGAAGAGGAAUACUACCAUGUCUUCUUAAGCUACAGCAGCACUGACUACAGAUGGACCCAUGCACUGGUGGACAGACUGGAGGCUGCUGGGCUGCAGGUGUGUUACCACGAGCGAGACUUCAUUCCAGGACGCACUAUUCUGGAGAACAUGUCCGAGUGCAUCCAGCAGAGUCAGAAGGUUCUGCUGGUGCUGAGUGCAGAGUUUGUGUGCAGUCGCUGGUGCCUUCUGGAAGCCAACAUGUCUCUGUUCAGAGACUGCCUGGAGAGGAAGCCCAUCAUCCCUGUUCUCCUGGAGCCAGAGGUGUGUGUCCCUCUGCACCUGUGUCACCUCACCUACCUCGAGGCCGACCACCCCGACUUCACCAACAAGCUGCUGCACGUGCUCUGCACCCCCAACAGGGAGCUCCGGGGGGCGUCUGUGGUGCCGUACCAGCCUCCUUCAGUCUACAACGGUAAAGCGCUCCAGUCACUCACCGCCGCCAACGAGGAGAGCCUGAGGUCCUGGGACGCCGGCGUGUUUAGUGACAUGGACAUCCCCGACCAGCUCCGCCUCAUCGUGCACAAUGAAGACACCUACAGGCAGGCCAUCGCCAUCAUCAACAAAGUCUCACAAACCAAAGUGUGGAUAAAACCACUCUGGAAACGUGUCCUGGUUUACAUGGCAGGGGUCUUAUUCAUCCCGUCCUGGUAUGGAAUACAUGCAUUUUUAAUGGCGUUAUUAUCUUAUCCUGGGACAAUAAUUCCCACACUCCCUCCUGGAUUUAUGUUCGCUAGCUUUAUGCUCAUAUUUACUGUCCCUUUGGGGAUUUUCAUUCAGCUCUGUCUCUGGAGAUGGGAUGACGACCGGAACAUAGUGAGGGAGAUGCAGAAAGCUGUAGGCCAAGCAAAUGUUUUUAUGUCAAAGGAGAAGGUCUUGAUGGGUUGUCGGUCUAAUUCCAAGAUCUACCUGGUGUAUGUUUCGCUGGACAGAUGCAGACAGGUGUUUGAGGAGACUUUUUCAGAGAGGGCCUGCUCUGAAGACAUGUUUAAACCGAGCACUCUUGUUUCUCUCUUCGGGCUACACAUGUUGUCUCGCUAAAAAACACUUCCCCUUCGACACACCGGUCUCUAGUGGCCACCUGCCCAGAACUGUGUGCUUCUGUCAGUAUGUCCGUCACCAACUGGACAAAGGACAGUGGCUGGACCAGUGAAGCCUCCUCAGAUACAGUAUGUGUGAACAGGCACAGAUACACGGAUGUGCUACUAGUGAAAUGAAAACAACAUUUUUAAUAAUCUUGCUCCACCUUCUGUAAAGGAUUUGUGAAAAGAAAUUCAAAGUGCUUUUGCACAGACUCUUUUGCUUCUGGAACAGUUCAAACAUGGAACACAGGGCAGUUCAUGUAUGUGAACUUUCAACACUGGCAGCAGUUUCUAAAGCUUUAAAACCGUGAUGUUCAGUGGUCAAAUAUGUCACCAUGUUUAGCAGAAUGACAUUUUUUAAAAUACUACAAGGGUGAUUCACAAGGCCCAACAAAUAAUGGCAAGCCCUGAGCUGCCACUCUGUGAGGAGUUGAACCUCUUUCCUUCUGGGCGACAUCUGAGAAUGCCCCGGAUCAGAACUCAGAGAGCUCGGACUUCCUUUGUUUCUGAAGUCAUACCUAGGAUGAUGCUAGAAUGAAUCUUACAGCUUGGAUCAGUCGUGGUGAAAUGCGGUUACAUUUCUUGUUCUAUUUUUAAGGGAAUGUUUGUCUGCACUGUUGAGCUAAACUUAAGCUGUGGUUUAGUGUGUUAUUGAGUUGUAUUCUAAGUCUACUGUGUGUCUGCACAUCAGUUUCCCUCUGGAACAAUAAUAAAGUUGAAGUUGAAGUUGAAGUUGAAAGUUAUGAGUGAAUUGUAUGUACAGUGAGUGUGCUGUAGUUGUGUGCUUUUGUGUGAUUGUUGCUGUACUUUUCCCAGUCCUGUACGUCAUUUCACAUCAACCUGUCGAAGAAAUGAAGAUGUGAUGGCUAUAAUCUCUACAUAUUUACAUUUUAAAUAUUCAUUAAUGUGUGUUGUCUGUUUUCCAAUAAAUAAAUAAAUGCUUAAGAAAUAAAUAUAAGAAUAUACUCGGAGGAUUUUUG